GGGGCCUGGCCCUGAGCGGGGCUGCGGGCGAGGGCCGAGCUCGCCGGCUCCGCGAAAGAUGCCGGACCAAGCCCUUCAACAGAUGCUGGACAGAAGUUGCUGGGUGUGUUUUGCCACCGAUGAAGAUGACAGAACAGCUGAAUGGGUGAGACCAUGCAGGUGCAGAGGAUCUACUAAGUGGGUUCACCAGGCUUGUCUGCAGCGCUGGGUAGAUGAAAAGCAGAGAGGAAACAGCACGGCCAGAGUGGCCUGUCCUCAGUGCAAUGCCGAGUACUUAAUAGUGUUUCCAAAGCUGGGUCCAGUUGUUUAUGUCUUGGAUCUUGCAGAUAGACUGAUCUCAAAAGCUUGCCCUUUUGCUGCAGCAGGAAUAAUGGUUGGAUCUAUCUAUUGGACAGCUGUGACUUACGGAGCAGUGACAGUGAUGCAGGUUCACCAUUCUCUAUUCAGUGGCACUACUUUUGAUGUGAAGGUUGUAGGCCAUAAAGAAGGGCUGGAUGUUAUGGAGCGAGCUGACCCUUUAUUUCUUUUGAUUGGACUUCCUACUAUUCCUGUCAUGCUGAUACUAGGCAAAAUGAUUCGCUGGGAGGACUAUGUGCUUAGACUAUGGCGCAAAUACUCAAAUAAACUACAAAUCUUGAACAGCAUAUUUCCAGGGAUUGGUUGUCCUGUUCCUCGAAUUCCAGCUGAAGCUAAUCCUUUAGCAGAUCAUGUCUCUGCUACUAGAAUUUUGUGUGGAGCCCUUGUCUUUCCUACUAUUGCGACAAUAGUUGGUAAACUGAUGUUCAGUAGUGUUAACUCAAAUUUACAAAGGACAAUCUUGGGUGGAAUUGCUUUUGUUGCCAUAAAAGGAGCAUUUAAGGUUUACUUCAAACAGCAGCAAUAUUUACGUCAGGCACACCGCAAAAUUCUAAAUUAUCCAGAGCAAGAAGAAGCAUAAAACUGACUUCUGGUUGUUCUGAGGCCUCUCAUCCUGAUGAGUCUGUUGUGUUCUGAUUCCAUCAUUAAUGCGCUAGUGGAGACUUGUGAUUAAGCUACUGCUCCUAUAUUCUAAGAGAUACAAUAAAGCACGCAGGGCAGGGGAACGCCUCUCAGUAAUCACGGAACCUGAGGACACGAGUCAACUCUGUCAUUUGUAUGUACUUUUACGGCAGUCGGCUAAACCAUUAUUUUAGCAUGGUAAACCUGGGGUUGUUCAUAUUUUUCCAGACAAGAGUGUAAAGAUAAAACUGUACAAAUAUUAAAAGUGGACAUGUUGUUUUAUUCUGAUGCCUCUUUUGUAUAUACUCAUGUUCAGUGUUUUAGGAACAGCAACUCGAUGAAGGAACUGUGAGGACUUUCUCACUGGUGUAAUUUGAUACAUGCUACACAGGAGCCUCUGUUAACAUGAGAAAAUGUAAACUAGUUCUGAAUAAAUAACAAACCCAAAAUGUAUGUCAGCAUUUAAAUGAUUAUCUGAACAAAAGAGAUGUUGUUGUCUUUCCCUUAACCCAUGUGACAUCUCAGAUGUGUAGGGUCAGUUUCCAGGGCUUCCAGAGCACUUUUUCACUAUUAAACUUUAUUUAUGCAAUGUU
Molecule: messenger RNA, 1571 nt
Organism: Apodemus sylvaticus (European woodmouse)
Lineage: Eukaryota; Metazoa; Chordata; Mammalia; Rodentia; Muridae
Gene: Marchf5
Product: membrane associated ring-CH-type finger 5
Exons: 6
Coding region: 59-937 (292 amino acids)
Molecular function (GO): zinc ion binding
Source: RefSeq, a predicted model, not a curated record